ACGGUGAGAAAACGACGUUUCUAAAUGGACCGUUGAGUUGUCCGUUGAGAUUAGUGACGUCAGCGCUGUUUCAUCGUUGAGCUCAACGGACUCAACGACCUUAGACGCUGUUGAGUAGACAACGAAGUAAUAUGGCGGCUUCCAUGAAGCAAGUAAACUUUUUAUAUAAAAAUUGUCGAUUCACUCUUGCUGUGGACGAUGUAAUAGCGGACAGAUUAUUGAAAGAGGCCAACUAUCUCAAUGAAUUCUUUAAAAAUUUAAUUGGAACAGAUAUUUGGCCGUCAUUAGGUUUGCCUAAUGACUUAAAUAUUGAAGAUAUCAAACUUAUUGAAGAUAAAUCUAAUAUAGAAAAUGAUACAGGAAAAGACCAAAAUUAUUCAACAAAGAAAAGAGAUGUAUGGACAGAUGCCAUUAUUAAGUUACUCAUUUCAGAAAGACUGGCACUUGAGGAGCAAUUUGGAAAGCCAGGAAACAAAAAAAAAUUAUGGAUGAAAAUACACAGUAAAUUGGUGUCACAAGGGUAUAAUUUAACUGCUGAAGACUGUGAUAUGAAAUGGAGGAAUUUAAUAGCAACAUAUAGGAAAAACAAAGACAGGGCUAGAAAGAGUGGCGAAGGUUGCAUCACCUGGCCGUAUUUUCAAGUAUUAGAUGAAAAAUACGGUUACAAAACCAACAUAUCACCUCCUGCAGAAACACUGUUAUCUUCUCUUCCUAGCCCUAUCUACUCCCAACCUUCACCCAUUGACACAUCGAAUUCUUCCGAAAACUCUACCGCAACUACUAGUCACAAUUCUUCCGAAAACUCUACCGCAACUACUAGUCACAAUUCUUCCUCAUCCUCUCCAAUCCCUCACCAAAGUGAUACUCCAUAUUCAAAAAAACCAAAACUAUCGAAAGAAGAACCUCCAGCAUGGUUUCAGAACUAUGUUGAAAAUAAGAAAAAAGAAGAUAAAGAAAAAGAAGAAAGAGAAGAAAGACGUUGGAGAGAAUUUCAAAAGAUGGAAGAAGAAAAACUUAAAGUUAUGAAGCAAUUAUUAGAAAUGUUGAAAAAAUAACCGAAAUGAUUUUAUUUACAUAUU
Molecule: messenger RNA, 1079 nt
Organism: Centruroides sculpturatus (bark scorpion)
Lineage: Eukaryota; Metazoa; Arthropoda; Arachnida; Scorpiones; Buthidae
Exons: 4
Coding region: 132-1055 (307 amino acids)
Source: RefSeq, a predicted model, not a curated record